This is a messenger RNA of Stylophora pistillata, 995 nucleotides long. RefSeq lists its product as uncharacterized. Lineage: Eukaryota; Metazoa; Cnidaria; Anthozoa; Scleractinia; Pocilloporidae. The record is from RefSeq and is a predicted model, not a curated record.
ACAAACAAUUGCGUGAAUCUGUAAUGGAACUUAAGCAGAAGGAAAGAACAAUUGUUGAAAUGAAAGAACAGCUGUCGAAUGCAGAGCUGAAAAAUGCUCUGAUAAACAAAAAAGUAAAUCAGCUAGAGAAAGAGAAGGAAGAUUUGGAUAAAAGGUAUAAGCAAGAGUUGGAAGAAGUUAAAAACAAGUUGAGGCCAUUCAGCAGGAGCCGUCAAGUUCAUAAAAUGAACGGCGAUCAGUUACCAAAGGGAAAUGAUUUGUCAAACGAUGAUGACGCUGGACCGAAAAAUUUUCCCGAAGACAAAGAAGCGAAAACGCUCGCAAGAACGGCAGAGAGUGAAGAAUAUUCAUCUGACGACGGAGACUCCCAGAAACGAUUUUUCCAGGAUGAGUCUCUGCUUAAGAAAGACCUCGGGGCUGAAAAGAGAAAAAAUAAAUUGUGCCUGUUGGAAAUCGGAAAACUUAAAAGAGAACUCGAUCAGUGGAAGGAAAUGGUCCGCGAAGAUAUGGAUGUGGGUGUAGGUUUCCUUCGCAUCGAAAAUGAAGAUUUGAAAGAUGAGUUACAAGAGAAUCAGAUUUUCAUCACAGAGUUGGUGUCAAAGAAGAAGCUACACACCCAAAUCAUUAAAAAGUUACGGGCGGAAAAUGCCAUGUUGAAGGGCACAACAGAAGACGAAUAUGACGAUGUUAUUUCACUUGAGUCUGACGACGAAACGUUCUAUGAGGGGCUUGGGUACGAUCGAAGUACAACCCAAGAACAGAGAGUAAGAUUUGACAAAAAUGGGAAAAUUGAGAAGGAAGCGCAACGUCCAAAUGAGAGCAAAGAUCUUCACAUCGACACUAGUUUGGACUUCUUGGAUUGCAAGACAAGCGUAAGCGAAAAGGAAUAGUCCACGAGAAAAUUGUAUUUUCGGACCACGGCGUCAGAAAAUGGACCAUAUACAUUUAUAACUUUACUCGUUGUAAACAAAAUAAACUGUAAAAAUCUUUGUUGA